Telopea speciosissima is the source of this 2199-nucleotide messenger RNA. Its product is annotated as BTB/POZ domain and ankyrin repeat-containing protein NPR1. The coding region runs from base 242 to 2002 and encodes 586 amino acids. Gene Ontology annotation, cellular component: nucleus. Gene Ontology annotation, molecular function: protein binding. The transcript has 5 exons. Gene Ontology annotation, biological process: defense response to fungus; defense response to bacterium; regulation of salicylic acid mediated signaling pathway. NCBI's taxonomy places the organism in Eukaryota, Viridiplantae, Streptophyta, Magnoliopsida, Proteales, Proteaceae. The record is from RefSeq and is a predicted model, not a curated record.
AUUGUGGAUGCGGUGGAAUGAUUAAUUUGGAAUUACCAUUCAGUUUUCUGGAGAAUUUGGAGCUAGGAUCAUGAGUUGGAUGAUUGAGAAGUUUCGCUGUUGCACAAUUCCUUUGAUUGGGGGAUGCCCUGUUAGGAUUUGAUUACCCGUCUGAACUCUGCUUGUGGCGAUAUUCAUGAUUGUCGAUGGAUUCAAAUGCUGAUUAGGUCCAAUUGGAAGGAUUUAGAUUCUCUAGUAGAGUAUGAUGAAUUCCACUGAGCCAUCAUCCUUUUUGAGCUUUACUUCAUCUUCCCAUCUAUCAAAUGAUUCUAGUAGCUUUAACAUGUCUGCCUCCAGUAUGCCUGAAUCUGGAGCUAGUCUUGAAGUCCUUAGUUUGAGCAAGCUUGGCUGUAAUCUGGAACAGCUUUUGGCUGAUACUACAUUUGACUAUAGUGAUGCAGAAGUUAUUGUCGAAGACAUCUCGGUGGGUGUUCACCGAUGUAUUUUGGCAGCCAGGAGUAAAUUCUUCCACGACCUCUUUGUACAGGGGAAUACCUCUUCCCGGAAGGAGGGUAAACCAAAGUAUUGCAUGACCGAUUUGGUGCCGUAUCACAAGGUUGGUUAUGAAGCCUUCUUGAUUUUCUUGAGUUACUUGUAUACUGGAAAGUUGAAGGCAUCUCCACUGGAGGUUUCAACAUGUGUCGAUGGUGGCUGUGCUCAUGACGCAUGCCAACCAGCUAUCAAUUUUGUUGUCGAGUUGACAUAUGCUUCUGCAGUUUUUCAGAUAACAGAGCUCGUCUCUCUUUUCCAGCGGCGUCUUCUGAACUUUGUUGAUAAAGCAUUUGUGGAAGAUGUCAUCCCAAUCCUUCUGGUCUCCUUCCAUUGCCAAUUGAAUCAACUUCUCAACCAUUGUGUCAAUAGAGUAGCACGAUCUGAUCUUGACAGCAUCUCUCUAGAGAAAGAGCUCCCAUUUGAAAUCAUAGAGAACUUAAAAUCUCUUCACCUCAAAUCUCAGUCAGACAAGGAAAAUGAAAUGGACAUGGAUGCCAUGCGUGAAAAGAGAAUCAGGAGAAUUCACAAGGCAUUAGACUCUGACGAUGUUGAAUUGGUGAAACUACUCCUGUCUGAAUCUGAUAUCACCUUAGAUGAGGCCAAUGCUCUUCACUAUGCUGCUGCCUAUUGUGACCCCAAGGUUGUGGCUGAGGUCCUCGAUCUUGGAUUAGCUGAUGUCAACCUCAGGAAUGACCGAGGUUACACAGUUCUGCAUGUGGCUGCAAUGCGUAAGGAACCAUCAAUUAUAGUGUCUUUGCUGACAAAAGGGGCUUCUGCAUUGGAAACAACAUUGCAUGGUCAAAGUGCUGUUAAUAUUUGCCGGAGGCUGACAAGGCCAAAGGAUUAUGGUGCAAAGACUAAACAGGGCCGGGAAACGAACAAAGAUCGGUUAUGCAUUGACGUCCUGGAAAGAGAGAUGCGGAGGAAUCCAUUGGCAGGGGACAAGUAUAUAUCAUCACCAGCUAUGGCUGAUGAUCUGCAUGCAUGGUUGCUAUACCUAGAAAACAGAGUGGCAUUUGCGAGACUGUUCUUUCCCUCUGAAGCCAAGCUGGCCAUGGACAUAGCACAUGCUGAUACAACAUCUGAGUUUAUUGGUCUUUCUGCAUCAGAACGCUCUGGAAACUUGAGAGAGGUUGAUUUGAAUGAGACACCCACAAUGCAGCAGAAAAGGCUCCGUUCAAGGUUGGAAGCUCUUAAUAAGACAGUGGAGAUGGGACGACGCUAUUUCCCCCACUGUUCACAAGUGCUGGACAAAUUCCUGGAGGAGGAUCUGCCUGACUUGUUCUUCCUUGAGAAGGGAACUCCAGAUGAACAGAGAAUCAAAAGGGCACGUUUUACUGAGCUUAAGGAUGAUGUUCAGAAGGCAUUUAACAAGGACAAGGCUAAAAUCAGCCGCUCAGGGUUGUCCUCAUCAUCGUCGUCCUCAACUUCUCUGAAGGGGUGUGUAAAUUACAAGGUCACAAAGAAGUAAAUGUAUGGUAGUUAUGUAUUUCUGAAGGAAAAAGAAAGUACUUUUGAGAAAUGUAAAAUUUUUUUGAUAGUAUCGUUUGUCAUAGAUCUCCCAUAAGAGCCUGCAAUUGUUGGAGCUCCUCUGUAAACUUUUCCUCCCUUCUAUAGCUCGACUGUUCGAUCAGUUUAUCUAGUCCCACAUGAAUUUCCUUCUCCUAA